UUCCAGUGAUGGCGGAGAGUGGUGCGAAGGGAAAUUGUGUCACAAACAUAUCUUUCGUACAAAUACGAUCUGUGCUUAAUUUUCUGUUUUAGUUGUAAUUCAUUUAAAGCGGGUUGUGAUGGCCCACCGAUACCUCUUCUUAUCAAGAGGUUGCAGGAACCUUUCCAAGAUAAAUUUACCUCCAAACGUCAGAUCAACAAACUAUGUAACGUUACGACAGGUCUCAAAUCAAGCUGAAACUCAAAGUCCCUCUGGUCUUGAAAGAGGAUCACUGCUCUGGAGUGUUUUAGGUGCCUAUAGAAGACUAUGCUCUAAACCUCCCAAAGGAUUUGAGAAAUAUUUCCCUAACAAGACAAGCCCAAAACACAGUGAACCAAAACCAGCCGAGGCUAAAGAGGCCAAGCCAAGUAAUGGCAACAGAGCCAGUAGGUCCAGUGGCGGUGGCGGUGGUGGUGGCGACAGCGGUGGUGGUGGUGGCGCCUCGGGUGGACGAGGAAAACGAGAUAGAAGGAAAGAUGAAGAUACCUGGUUCGGCCGUCUCCAGAAGGGUGAUAUACCAUGGGAUGACAGAGACUUCCUUGCUGUUAUCGUAUCCAUAACUGUUUUUUGGGCAGCUGCCACUUAUUUACUCCUUGAACGAAAUGGUGGGAGGGAAGUCACCUGGAAAGACUUUGUGAAUCUGUAUCUCUCCAAAGGCAUUGUUGACCGGUUAGAGGUUGUCAACAAACGGUAUGUCAAAGUGAUAUUUGCCCCAGGACAGACCCCAAUUGACAGACAAUAUGUCUGGUUCAACAUUGGGAGUGUGGACACAUUUGAGCGUAACCUGGAGACAGCCCAGCUAGAGAUGGGCAUUCAAGGGGAGAACAGGCUCCCAGUUGUCUACUCCACUGAGAGUGAUGGGUCCUUCCUCCUCAGCAUGCUGCCCACUGUGCUGAUCAUCAGCUUCCUGCUCUUCAUGCUCCGCCGCGGGCCUGCCGGAGGUGGCAGACCAGGCAGGGGCAUGGGAGGCCUGUUCAGCGUCGGCGAGACCACCGCCAAGGUGCUCCGCGACGAGAUCGACAUCAAGUUCAAGGACGUGGCGGGCUGCGAGGAGGCCAAGAUGGAGAUCAUGGAGUUUGUCAAUUUUCUCAAGAACCCCAAGCAGUACCAGGAUCUUGGAGCAAAGAUCCCCAAGGGUGCUAUUUUGACUGGUCCUCCUGGAACCGGGAAAACGCUAUUGGCUAAGGCCACUGCAGGAGAGGCCAACGUGCCCUUCAUCACGGUUAAUGGGUCUGAGUUCCUGGAGAUGUUUGUGGGCGUGGGUCCAGCCAGGGUACGGGACCUGUUUGUGCUGGCGCGUAAGAAUGCCCCCUGCAUCCUGUUCAUAGACGAGAUCGACGCCGUGGGGAGGAAGCGAGGCCGUGGCAACUUUGGGGGGCAGAGUGAGCAGGAGAACACUCUCAAUCAGUUACUGGUGGAGAUGGACGGGUUUAACACGGCGACUAAUGUAGUUGUCCUGGCUGGAACUAACAGACCAGACAUCUUGGACCCGGCACUAAUGAGACCCGGUCGCUUUGACCGACAGAUUUACAUAGGUCAUCCAGAUAUCAAAGGCAGAGCCUCCAUAUUCAAAGUGCAUCUUAGGCCCCUUAAGCUGGACACAGAGAUGGAUAAAGAUGCUCUGGCCAGAAAAAUGGCUGCUCUCACUCCUGGUUUCUCAGGUGCGGACAUUGCCAACGUCUGCAAUGAGGCAGCACUGAUUGCUGCCCGUCACCUCUCCGAUGCCAUCGACCAGAAGCACUUUGAGCAGGCCAUCGAACGUGUGAUCGGAGGUCUGGAGAAGAAGACCCAGGUGCUGCAGCCUGAGGAGAAGAAGACGGUGGCCUACCACGAGGCUGGCCAUGCUGUGGCCGGCUGGUUCCUGGAGCACGCCGACCCACUCCUCAAGGUGUCCAUAAUCCCGCGUGGGAAGGGCUUAGGGUACGCUCAGUACCUGCCCAAGGAGCAGUAUCUCUACACCAAGGAGCAGCUGCUGGACAGGAUGUGCAUGACGCUGGGGGGACGCGUGUCCGAGGAGAUCUUCUUCAGCCGCAUCACCACCGGGGCACAGGAUGACCUGAAGAAGGUCACGCAGAGUGCCUACGCUCAGAUUGUGCAGUUUGGCAUGAAUGAAAAGGUGGGCCAGGUGUCGUUCGACCUGCCCCGGCAGGGCGAGAUGGUGCUGGAGAAGCCCUACAGCGAGGCCACUGCCCGUCUCAUCGACACUGAGGUGCGCCACCUCAUCACCGAGGCGUACGAGCGCACCACCCAGCUGCUCAACGAGAAGAAGGAAGAAGUGGAGAAGGUGGCACUGCGUCUCCUGGAGAAGGAGGUCCUGGACAAAAACGACAUGGUGGAGCUGCUGGGGCCGCGGCCGUUCGCCGAGAAGUCCACGUACGAGGACUUUGUGGAGGGCACGGGCAGCAUGGAGGAGGACACCUCGCUGCCCGAGGGCCUCAAGGACUGGAACAAGGAGCGCGGCAGCGACAAGGAGGAGAGCACCGAGGAGCAGGUGGCGCGGCAGAUAUCCGGCGGCAUGCCCUUCUAGAAGCCUAGAACCUCCUCAGGUGGGACCGCAGCCAGUGGGGGAGGUCUGGAACUUGCAGAGUGACCUGGGUUGCUGUCUAAAGGGAGGGGGGGGGGG
Messenger RNA from Sardina pilchardus (European sardine), 2662 nucleotides. RefSeq names its product AFG3-like AAA ATPase 2 (gene afg3l2). Gene Ontology annotation, biological process: mitochondrial protein processing. The record is from RefSeq and is a predicted model, not a curated record. Gene Ontology annotation, cellular component: m-AAA complex; membrane. The transcript is spliced from 17 exons. Gene Ontology annotation, molecular function: metalloendopeptidase activity; zinc ion binding; ATP-dependent peptidase activity. NCBI's taxonomy places the organism in Eukaryota, Metazoa, Chordata, Actinopteri, Clupeiformes, Clupeidae. The coding region runs from base 119 to 2566 and encodes 815 amino acids.